This is a messenger RNA of Xyrauchen texanus (razorback sucker), 5715 nucleotides long. Its product is annotated as calcitonin gene-related peptide type 1 receptor-like. The transcript is spliced from 13 exons. The record is from RefSeq and is a predicted model, not a curated record. Gene Ontology annotation, biological process: adenylate cyclase-activating G protein-coupled receptor signaling pathway; cell surface receptor signaling pathway; angiogenesis. Gene Ontology annotation, cellular component: plasma membrane. Bases 345 to 1766 code for a protein of 473 amino acids. Gene Ontology annotation, molecular function: calcitonin receptor activity; adrenomedullin receptor activity; calcitonin gene-related peptide receptor activity. NCBI's taxonomy places the organism in Eukaryota, Metazoa, Chordata, Actinopteri, Cypriniformes, Catostomidae.
UCUCCUUCAAGAGCUCAAAAAUGCUGUUGGAAUUUCGACCUUCGUCAGAAAUAUCACUAGGGGGCGAAAUGCGACAGUCGUUUGAGACAGAAAAAACGCGGAUUUUGCGGGACUUUAUACUCUCCCUUGCAGCGUACACGGGUUGUGACGGGAUGCUCAGAUGAGCUGUGUGAUGACACAGGGAGCCUGUUACACACACUCCUUUGCUGCUCCAGGAGCCCCCAUCUCAUCAAACAACACAUCUCUCAGGACACACUACGCACUGCCACUGCGGAGAACGGAGGACCGAGCAAACAAGCUGAAACAUUCAGAUCAUUUGGACACAGAAAAAAAAAAAAGCAACAAUGUUUGGAUGCUGGAUUAUCUUUCUUUUACUGUCUGCAACAUCUGAGUUUUUUGUGGUGAUCCGCUCAGAGAACAACACUGGAGGUACGGCCCAAAAAAAUGCUCAUGAAAUGGACUUUACUCGCCACAACAUUUUGACCGCGCAGUUUGAAUGUUACCAGAAGAUUAUGAAAGACAACAAGAUUAUGAAAGACACUAAUCACAAUAAAACAGAUGGUUCUAUGUGUAAACGGACCUGGGAUGGAUGGCUGUGCUGGGACGAUUUGGAAGCAGGUGUCACCUCGGCCCAGCACUGUCCGGACUACUACGAUGACUUUGACACCUCAGAAAUGGCGACGAAGAUUUGCACUGAUUCAGGCCAGUGGUUUGUCCACCCGGAGAGUAACAGAACAUGGACAAAUUACACAGGCUGUCAGCAUAUGUCUACUGAUCACAAAAGGACAGCACUUAAUCUCUACUACUUGACUUUGAUUGGUCAUGGAUUGUCGCUUAUAUCUUUGUUGACUUCUCUAGGGAUAUUUUUCUAUUUCAAGAGCCUAAGUUGCCAAAGGAUAACUCUACACAAGAAUCUCUUCUUUUCCUUCGUACUAAACUCUGUUAUAACCAUCAUCUUUUUCACUUGUGUUGCAAACAACCAAGAAGUAGCCCAAGCCAAUCUAGUGAGCUGUAAGGUGUCUGUGUUUAUUCACCAUUAUCUCCUGGGCUGUAACUAUUUCUGGAUGUUGUGUGAGGGAAUCUACCUGCACACACUUAUUGUGGUGGCCGUCUUUGCUGAGAAACAGCACCUCAUGUGGUAUUACCUUCUAGGAUGGGGCUUCCCAUUAAUACCUGCAUUUAUCCACGCAAUAGCCAGGAGUUAUUACUACAAUGACAACUGCUGGAUAAGUUCAAACACUUCUCUUCUCUACAUUAUCCAUGGACCCAUCUGUGCAGCCCUGUUGGUUAAUCUCUUUUUCCUUUUAAACAUUGUGAGAGUGCUGAUCACCAAGCUGAAGGUGACCCACCAGGCAGAGUCCAGUCUUUACAUGAGAACUGUUAGGGCCACCCUAAUUCUGGUACCUCUGCUGGGCAUUCAGUAUUUACUGCUGCCUUACAAACCUGAUGGACGGCUUGCCUCUGAGAUAUUUAUACACACAAUGAACAUACUGCUGCAUUACCAGGGCCUCUUGGUUGCCACAAUAUUUUGCUUCUUCAACAGCGAGGUGCAGGGUGUUUUGCGAAGGCACUGGAACCAGUAUCGCAUCCAGUUUGGCAGUACAUUCGCUAACACAGAGGCUCUGCGUUCUGCAUCCUACACAGCCUCCUCGAUGACAGAGGUCCAUCGAUGUUACAGCAUUGACAGCCACAUGGAGACACUAAACGGCAAGAGUUUUCACAGUCUGGAGACCACCAUUCUCCGAUCAGACAAUCUAUACAUGUGAGAGACUUGCAAGCAGCCUCACUGGGAAUACCACUGACCAAAUAUGUAUGAGUAGAGGCUUAAUAGACAUACAUAUGGACAAGAAACUUUGUACUACAGACACAAAUAAGCCUUCUCUCAAAACCUGGCCAUAAUAUUUGCCUCUUUAUGGAUGGGAUUAGCCAUUUUUGACUGGAGAAAAUACUGUAUUUUACAUGGAAUAUUAAAUUCAAUGCAGUUGGAACACUAUGGGAACAUCAUGUAUUGUCAGUCUGUCUGAUUUAUUUCAUUUAAUGGACCUGAAGUAAGAUUUUAUGUGGGUAUGAACUGAGGAGCUGUUCGCUGUUGCCUUUAUGCAUUGGUUGAUGGCUUCUAUGACACUGUUUAAACAAAAAGGCUUCUGGCUUGAACAAAGAUGAAGAAGGCACCACAGAAACUGUGAAUUCACAUCUAUGGAUCUAUGUAUGCAUUGUGCUGGCUCUAAAAACCUUUUAUAAAUCAAAGGAACAUACAAUGAAUGACACAAUGAUGUGAUUCCAGAAGAAAUUGGUGAUCAUGUCUGUCCUGCAUUUCACGUGGUUCUCGCUCUCGGUGGGGCACAUGUGCAAGGUCUCCCCGGUAACGCGCUCAACAAGCCAUGUGAUAAGAAAGAUUGAAGGUCUCAGAUGCGGAGGCAACUGAUAUUCAACCUCCGCCACCCGGAUUGAGGCGAGUCACUACACCACCACAAGGACUUAGAGCGCAUUGGGGAUUGGGCAUUCCAAAUUGGGGAGAAAAGGGAAGAAAAUCAAAAAAAAUAUAUAAAACAAAAAUAUGUAUGUAUACUUUGAUUAAAGAAACCGAAACAGAAUAGAGUGAUUGUCACUAAAAACUAUUCAAAAUACAUUUCCCUGCUGAAAAAACUAGCAUAUGUUGUGUUUUGGGGCAUGUCUCCAGAAUUGGAGGCUGGUGUUCCCACAAGACUGUUUAACUAGUUUCAGCAGCAACACUAACUUGGUCAAUGAGCUUCACCAGCAGCAACUAGGAUAACCAGUCUGGACAUGUUAUAAUCUUCAAGGACAAGUUCGAUUUUCUCCACGUGGGUUCAGAGUUUCUGGGGAACUGUCUCUCAACAGUGUCUCUAUGGCUGGAACAUACAGAUGCUUUUGCCACUUUUUCACUAUCGUGUUUCUCAUCUGCACAUGCUGGAUAAAUAAACAAUCAUAUGUUGAAAUGUAAAUAUAAUUCUACAUCUAAGUGUGUUAUGGAAGUUGGUUUGGUGUAUAUAAAUAUAUUUAUAAAAGUAUUCUUGUGUUUUUGAACAUGAACAUGAUUAAUUCGGUAUAGGGCUUCAGAUUUGAGAUGAUGGAUAAAUAAAUAUAUAUAAAUAUGUCUCUUUUUUUCUUUUUUAAUCCCUUUUUUUAUCCAAAUUGUCAUGUCCAAUUCCCACUGCUUACUAGGUCCUCGUAGAGGCACGGUUACUCACCUCAAUCUGGGUGGCGGAGGACAAGUCUCAGUUGCCUCCGCUUCUGAGAUAAUCAAACCGUGCAUCUUAUCACGUGGCUCGCUGUGCAUGAAACCGCAGAGACUCACAGCAUGUGGAGGCUCAUGCCAUUCUCUGUGAUCCACGCACAACUUACCACGUGCCCCAUUGAGAGCGAGAAUCACUAAUCGCAACCACAAGGUUACCCCAUGUGACUCUACCCUCCAUAGCAACCGGGCCAAUUUGGUUGCUUAUGAGACCUGGCUGGAGUCACUCAGCACACCCUGGAUUUGAACUUGUGACUCCAGGGGUGGUAGUCAGCGUCAAUACUCGCUGAGCUACCCAGGCCCCCCUUAUAUCUCCUUUUUUUUCCUUUUUUUUAUCUAUUUUAAAAUCCAGUUAAUUCCAGAUCGGUUUAUUGUCUCCUAAUUUGAAUUGUUGUUACAUUUGUUAAAAACUACUAUGAUUAUUAUUAUAAAUAUGAGUCACAACUGAAACAGCUCAUCUCAUUAGAUGUAGCACCUUAAAAUUAUUUUAAAAUGUUCAGAAGAUCUUUGUUAAUUGUAUUGUAAAGUACUGUAUUUUAAAAACAUUGUUUCACUGUGGAUGGUUGAAAUAUAAGAAUUUAAAAGUAAAAUAUCAUUUUUUAAAUACUAACCAUGUUGUGUUUGUUAACUGAAGUAAUGAAGCAGAACAGUGCAUUUAUUUAAUAUAACAAUUAGCCAUAACAUAUUUUAGAGUAUAAGUCCAGUAUAAUUGACGACUUGUUGCUGUUGUCACUGCAUAUAUCUGCCGACAUAGCUUCAGAUUAUUGUUAUUCUCUUACAUGUUUUUCUUUUUUUGUCAGCUCUGUUGAUUCUGUAAGGCCCUGUUGAUUCUCCAACUGCCAAUAUAAAUAAAUUUAGAAAAUGUAUAUUUAUAUAAUAUUAAAUUAAAUACAUUGUUAUAAAUAUAUAAUAUAAAUUAUAUAUUUUAUAUUAUUAUAAAUAUAUGUUUAUAAUAUGAAUAACUUAUAUUUACAUAAGUUUACAUUGUGUUAAAAGCAUUUAAAUGCUUUAAUUGAAAUGUAGAUUUUGGAGAACCGGGCUACCACACUUUUUACUGUAGUGAAAAUUUCUUAGAGUUUAUGUACGUUUUUUUACAGACACAUACCUUAAAUUCUUGGGUACAAAAAGCUAUUCCCACAGUUAUUGAAAAAAAGAUUGGCCCUAUAAUGGGGCGUGUUGUCACAUAUUGGGACCCUGCCAUUUAAUACUCCAUCAUAAGCUUUUAAGCUAAAUUAAUGAUGAAUUUGAAGAAAUACCCUUGUCCUAGGAACACAGUUCAACCUUUAAAAUAAAUUGUACCUUAAUUAUAUACUUGACCCUUGCCUGAUUGUAUGCCAGUGUGAUUUUAUUUUGAUUUUUUAACUCGAGAGCUAUUACAAAACAUGACGAUAUUGGAAAUUUAAUCUAAACAGUUUUAACCUAGGUGUUUUUAAUUAACAUACAAAACCACCUUGGACUGAAAUUAACUACAAUUAUUUUCGUUGGUGUAACCUGAUGUUUUCAGGUUAAUUUAGUCAUGUUAACCUCGUGCGACUCCACGGACACAUGCGUGUAUGUUGUAUUUGGCUUUGCUAUACGUAACACACAAAGUGCUUCUGGUAAGAAACCUCUUUAUGUUUUUUCACUGAAACCUAUUUGGGUGUAAAGAGUAGCGUUUCUAGUUUCAUUUGAUAUGACGCUUUAAAACAUGAAUUAAUUUUUCGCAUGAUAAACAAUAAUAAACAUGAUGUACACAGAUGUGUAUACUGUGGGGCAUUAUUCCCACAAAAGUAAAAAAAAUAAUACAAAUGUUUGUUAUUUUGAAUAACUUUCCACAUUAGCAAAUCUGUGGGUCAUUUUGCUUCAUUUUAAUAAAAAUGUUGGUGUAUUUUAUUUUAUCAAUGUACAAUACGGUUAUAUUCAUUAACAUCUGUACAUGCAUUCCUUUAUUCAAUGUGCAUUUUCAUGUUGCGAAUCAGUGGGUUUAUCCAAAAGCUUUCAAGGACUUUAUAUGGAGUUUAACUAUUAUGAGACCAUUGCAGACAGGCAGCACACUGGAGAUUAAGUCGUUCACUAAAUAGCGAGAAAGGGGCCAUCCAAUAGCUCUCUAUGUAGUGAAGUGCAUUUACUCCAAAAAUCCGACCAAAAGUUCAGUUUCACCCUGCUGAUUAUGUUUGACCACUCAACAUGUUUCUCAGACAUUGGAAAAUAGAAAUUAGUACAUAGAUUCAUAAUUUAUAAUGCUUAAUUUUUUUCAACAUGGUAGUGAUUGGAUGAUGCUGAUCAUAAUUUUGAAUCUGAAUUAUUUAUUCAGCUUUUCUGAAAAUCAGCUGUGAUAUCUGUAACGUCUCAAAAACAUUAAUAACCCAAACUCCUGGAAACAUAAUAAAAAUUUAAUGAAAGGAUUUGACUUUUUAUAGCUUGGUUAACAUUUCACAUAUGUGGACAACACAUUUUAGGAAAAACUAUUUGCUCUAACUUUU